AAAUUAAUGAUCGUGAAUCUUCUCUUUGUGCUUUUUAAAAAAAUUCUUGAAGAUAUUGACAUAAUACCAUCAUCUGUAAAUUCUGAUGCGUCUUGCCCUAUGUUUAAUAUUCUCACACCCAGUCAUAAGGAAGCUUUAGAAGAGUAUUGUCGUCUUCUAUACGAUUUUGGCGAAUUUCAAAGUUGCUUGAACGCAAUCGAUAAAGGUUUGGUCUUCGAUCCAUAUAAUCAGGUGCUAAAUCAAUUAAGAAGCCAGCUCUUGAAAGAUACAUGGGUUAGGUUUUUACUGCCAAGGAGUUAUUACGAAACUGCACCUCCAGUAAGACAUUCAUCUGUUUUGGAAACU
Molecule: messenger RNA, 345 nt
Organism: Dentiscutata erythropus
Lineage: Eukaryota; Fungi; Glomeromycota; Glomeromycetes; Diversisporales; Gigasporaceae
Source: the annotation of a GenBank genome assembly